CGCGAUGCGACGCGACGGCGGCGACGCUGAAGGCGUUCGAGGCGGAGGUCGCGUCGACGCGAACGCGCGCGACGGCGACGAACGCGGCGAGAAAGUUGUCGCAGGAAGCGGCGAAGGAGGUGUUUGGUGCGCUGGAGCGGGAGUGGUACGCGACGACGCGUAAGUGCGCGGCGAUGGAGGGGGCGAUCGGGGAGUUGGAGCGACGGCUGGGACGCGACGCGUGA
Molecule: messenger RNA, 224 nt
Organism: Ostreococcus tauri
Lineage: Eukaryota; Viridiplantae; Chlorophyta; Mamiellophyceae; Mamiellales; Bathycoccaceae
Product: Pre-mRNA-splicing factor SPF27
Exons: 1
Biological process (GO): mRNA processing
Source: RefSeq, a predicted model, not a curated record